Molecule: messenger RNA, 3537 nt
Organism: Trichechus manatus latirostris (Florida manatee)
Lineage: Eukaryota; Metazoa; Chordata; Mammalia; Sirenia; Trichechidae
Gene: NADK2
Product: NAD kinase 2, mitochondrial
Exons: 13
Coding region: 75-1442 (455 amino acids)
Biological process (GO): NADP+ biosynthetic process; NAD+ metabolic process
Cellular component (GO): mitochondrion
Molecular function (GO): NAD+ kinase activity
Source: RefSeq, a predicted model, not a curated record
UACGGGCGGCGCUCGCUCCGGUUGGCGGGGAGCGGAGGCGGGAGUCGGAGCUUGCUGCCCCGGCGGGGCCGACAAUGACUUGCUACCGAGGCUUCCUGCUGGGUAGCUGUCGUCGCGUGGCAGGCGGCCGGGCGGCAGCGCUGACGGGGCCAGGCGCGGGAGGCCCCGCCGUGCGGCCGCGACACCUCGGGCAAGGACAGCAGCGCGAGCUGGCGGGCUGUGGCAGCCGCCCCGACGGCGGCUUUCAUCCGUCCCGGGUGGUGGUGGUGGCCAAAACCACCCGGUACGAAUUCGAACAGCAGCGGUACCGCUACGCGGAGCUUUCGGAAGAGGACAUGAAGCAGCUGCUUGCAUUGAAAGGCUCUAGCUACAGUGGAUUGCUUGAACGACAUUAUAUUCACACCAGAAAUGUGGAGCAUAUUGUAGAUAGUUUACGGAAUGAGGGAAUUGAAGUUCGUCUAGUAAAAAGGAGAGAAUAUGAUGAAGAGACUGUUCGAUGGGCAGAUGCUGUGAUAGCUGCAGGAGGUGAUGGCACAAUGCUUCUGGCAGCAAGUAAAGUCUUGGAUAGACUUAAACCAGUUAUUGGAGUAAACACUGACCCAGAAAGGUCUGAGGGUCAUUUAUGUCUGCCUGUCCGAUAUACACAUUCCUUCCCAGAAGCCUUGCGGAAGUUCUAUCAUGGGGAGUUCAGGUGGUUAUGGAGGCAGCGAAUCAGGUUAUAUCUCGAAGGGACUGGGAUAAAUCCUGUUCCUGUGGACCUUCAUGAACAGCAGCUAAGUUUGAAUCAACAUAGCAGAGCCUUCAACAUUGAACGUAUUCGUAAUGAAAGGUCUCUAGCUUCAGGACCUCAGCUUUUGCCAGUGAGAGCACUAAAUGAAGUCUUCAUUGGGGAGAGUCUGUCAUCCAGAAUGUCUUAUUCUUGGGCUGUAGCAGUGGACAAUUUAAGAAGAAGUAUACCCACUCUAAAGGGACUGGCUUCCUACUAUGAGAUUUCAGUUGAUGAUGGUCCGUGGGAAAAACAGAAGAGUUCGGGACUCAAUUUGUGUACUGGAACAGGAUCAAAGGCCUGGUCAUUCAAUAUUAACAGGGUUGCUACUCAGGCUGUGGAAGAUAUUUUAAAUAUUGCAAAAAAACAAGGAAGUUUGUGUUUUCCAUUGAACAGAGAAUUGGUAGAGAAAGUAACAAAUGAGUAUAAUGAAUCACUGCUCUACAGUCCAGAGGAACCAAAAAUACUUUUCAGUAUUCGAGAACCAAUAGCAAAUAGAGUUUUCUCAAGCAGUCGUCAGCGUUGUUUCUCCUCAAAGGUUUGUGUUCGUUCUCGUUGUUGGGAUGCCUGUAUGGUUGUGGAUGGAGGAACUUCUUUUGAGUUUAAUGAUGGAGCAAUUGCUUCAAUGAUGAUCAAUAAAGAAGACGAACUUCAAACUGUGCUACUAGAACAGUGAAGGAUUUUCUCAGAUGACAAAUUUUGAUUACUGUUGAAUUUUUUUACUGCGGAAACAGACUACUGGUUAUAAGCUACAUUAUUUUUGGUUAUUGUUGAGAAUGGUUGCCCCUGGCUGAAAGGUGACAAAGAAAGUGAAAUUUGCAUUAUUCUUCUGUUGGAUGUGAUGGAAAAGAUGCGCACUAAGAAAAUAGAUGGACAAAACUGAUUGGAAUUGAUACUAGUGAAAUUUCUAUAGUGCUUACAGUUGGGAACCAAGAGUGCUAAUGUCUUUUUAAAUUUAGAGAAGUAAUAAAGGACUUAAUGUUUAGGAUUGGAAAUUUAACUGUACAGGUGUUUUUUCCUUCUCCUUUUUCCUAGGUUUGUGAAAUUGAUCAGAUCAAACACAUAUCCUUUGAUUAGUGCAUAUUUUUUAUAGUACCUUAAAAAUCAAAAAUUUUUUAAAAUUUUGAUAUUGGUGGGGAAUUUUAAUAAAUCCUGACAUUGACCUAAUUGAAAUAGGUAAAUGCACUUUUAAAUGUGCUAAGAAUUUUCUAAUUUCAGAACAAAAUGACAUUGUUUUGACUAUCAAUUGAAAAAUGUCAGUCACUUUCGAAGUUAUUUACAGAUCAGUGUUUUCAUUUAGUUGACCUUAAUUCAUAUUAACUUCAGCAAUGCUGGGUGAAAUGCAUAUAGCUGGGCAAAAUCAUGAUGCUGUUAGAAAUGUAUUAAUUACCCAGUAGCCAUUUUAGGCCAUAGGUAUUGAUUUGUUUCUCCUUUCUUUUCUUUUUUUGGGUGAUUUGAGUUUAAUAGGUUUCUUCCAUCUUUAAAAUUCACUAACAUGGAUUAAAAGAUGAAAAGAAUAAGCUGGUUAGACAUCUUGUAUUAGGAGUUUGGCAAAACUUAAGAUAUUUUCAUCUAGUGUUAGGAAUAUUGUCAGAAACAAAAUGGAUUCUUUAAUAAGUAUGUAAAAUACUCACAUUUGUUUCGGGAUUGCCUUAACUGAUAUUGUGGUUUCACUUAGCUCAUAUUCCAAGUUUCACACAUCAGCAUUGGAGGAUACAAUGUUAUGGCUUUUUUUCUUUUCCCAUUAUAAUUAGAGAAUUCCUUUAUUUUUGGAGGAAAUUACUUUCAUCUAAUUUUUGAUCUACUUAAGUAAUCCUAGAAUUGACACUAAAAGUUCCUAUUGCUGCAUAAUGAAAUACUUGAUAUUCUCAUGCCAUUUAUUCACAGUUUUAUCUUUUUUUUCCCACUUGCUGGUGAAAGUUUUUCAGUCAUUGACAAGUAUUUAACACCCACUCUGUGCUAUGUACUAUGCCAGGUGCUGGAUAUGCAUUGAUGAAUGAAACACGUUAUUUUUCUAGAACUUGAGUAUAGUGAGCUCAGAAGUAAAUUCUGUGAAAGCUAGGGUGUAUAUUCAAAUUGAGUGCACUUAAUUUUGCCAACAUUUAACUUGCUGUUCUUAUCAUAUUUUUAAUAUAAAUGUUAGUAUAGGCUCCUGGGUGGUACAAACAGUUAAGCAGUCGACUGCUAACAAGAAGGUUGGCGGUUUGAACUCGCCCAGAGAAUUCUCAGAAGACAGGCAUAACGGUCUGCGUCUGAAAGGUCACAGCCUUAAUAACCCUAUGGCAGUUCUACUCUGCACACACUGGGUUGCUGUGAGUCGAAUUGACUCAAUGGCAACUAACAACAACAACAUACAAAGAUAAUCCAGAUUUUGAUGUAUACCCAGAAGAAUCUGUUCUUAGUUCAAAGUAUCUGCAAAGACACUCAUAACAAAGAGUUUAUAUAAUGUAUCAGGUAGAAAAACAAUAAAAAUCAGUGUUUUCCCAGAGCUGGAGCUAGUUUCUGGUUUUAUUUUAAAAUGAUAUGCUUAAGAUACCACUUAAUAAACAAGAGAAAUUCCACAAUAUAGAAACUCCCCUGAAAACCAAACCAAACGAAACCCAUUGCCACUGAGUCAGUUCUGACUCAUAGUGACCCUGUAGGACAGAGUAGAACUGCCCCAUAGGGUUUCCAAGGAGUGGCUGGUAGAUUCAAACUGCCAACCUUUUGGUUAGCAGCCAAACACUUAACCGUUGUCCCACCAGCGCUUAGAAACUCCCCUAAACACACAC